CUCGGGCGGGCGGGCUCUGCCGCGCCGGUGCCGCCGGGGCUGGGGCACGGCAGAGGCCGCGGCGGGAUGGGGCUGGCUUCCUGAGGCGGGGGGAGGCGGGGGGCGGGAGGGGGCUGGUUCUGCGCUCCGGUCCCUCUCCGCCCCCUCCCGCCCCUCCGCCCAAGUUAGCCGCUCUGCCGCGGCCCCUCCGCAGCGGCUGGCUGCGGGCUGCCCCUGCCCCGCUCCCGGGGCGGGCGGGGACGGCGAGGAGCCGAGCCGAGGAGAGGCAGGGAGCGGCCCGCCGCCUCCCGGGAGGCUCCGCUCCGCUCUGGGGAGCAGGGGGGAGGCGGCUGGCACAGGCGCCCGGCUCCGCCGCCCGCCCCCCGGCACCGCCGCCGUCUGCUCAGCGCCGGCAGCCCCGGGAGAUGGUGACACAUGAAGCGUGCGGGGAGGACCAUGGUUGAGAGGACCAGCAAGUUCUUGCUGAUCGUGGCCGUCUCGGUGUGCUUCAUGCUCAUCCUGUACCAGUACGUGGGGCCGGGGCUGAGCCUGGGUUCCCCCAGCGGCCGCUCCUACUCGGAGGAGCCGGACCUCUUCCCCACGCCGGACCCGCACUACGUGAAGAAGUACUACUUCCCCGUGCGGGAGCUGGAGCGGGAGCUCGCCUUCGACAUGAAGGGCGAGGACGUGAUCGUCUUCCUGCACAUCCAGAAGACGGGCGGCACCACCUUCGGCCGCCACCUGGUGCAGAACGUGCGCCUGGAGGUGCCCUGCGACUGCCGGCCCGGCCAGAAGAAGUGCACCUGCUACCGCCCCAACCGCCGGGAGACCUGGCUCUUCUCCCGCUUCUCCACGGGCUGGAGCUGCGGGCUGCACGCCGACUGGACCGAGCUCACCAACUGCGUGCCCGGCGUGCUGGACCGCCGCGAGAGCGCCGCCGCCAAGACGCCCAGAAAAUUUUACUACAUCACACUGCUGAGAGACCCUGUAUCUCGUUACCUCAGCGAAUGGCGUCAUGUCCAACGAGGAGCUACCUGGAAGACCUCCUUGCACAUGUGUGAUGGCAGGACGCCAACUCCUGAAGAGCUGCCAUCGUGCUAUGAAGGCACAGACUGGUCAGGCUGCACACUGCAGGAGUUCAUGGAUUGCCCGUAUAAUUUGGCCAACAACCGCCAGGUGAGGAUGUUGGCUGACUUGAGCUUAGUGGGCUGCUACAACAUGUCUUUCAUCCCAGAGAACAAGCGAGCACAGAUCCUGCUGGACAGCGCAAAAAAGAACCUCAAAGACAUGGCCUUCUUUGGCUUGACAGAGUUCCAGAGAAAGACUCAGUACCUGUUUGAGAGAACUUUUAAUCUGAAAUUCAUCCGGCCCUUUAUGCAGUACAACAGCACCAGGGCAGGAGGGGUGGAGGUGGAUAAUGACACCAUCCGGAGGAUUGAGGAGCUCAAUGACCUGGACAUGCAGCUCUAUGACUAUGCAAAGGACCUCUUCCAGCAGCGCUACCAGUACAAACGGCAGCUAGAGAGGAUGGAGCAGAGAAUAAAGAAUCGGGAAGAGAGGCUUCUUCACCGGUCCAAUGAAGCACUUCCCAAGGAAGAGACCGAAGAGCAAGGACGCUUGCCCACUGAGGACUACAUGAGCCAUAUUAUAGAAAAGUGGUAGCCUAGGAAGACUUUUAUAUUAAUGAUACUCUAGGGUUUCCAUAUAAAAGAUCAUGGAAGUAAAAUAACAAAACAACAGAAAAAUAUUUUAUUUAAAAGCAACUCUGUAAAACAGAAGAUAGAUUGCUUCCUUAAACAUAGGGUCUUUUUACUGUUUCUUACAAGACCAGUGAGAUUCUUAAAAAAAAUAAAUAAACACAUAAAAAUAAAAAAAAAAAGGGUCAACAUUAUAAUACAGAGGUGAAAAAUGCACAAAUGCGGUUACCCACUCUUUAGGCCAAAUACAAAAGAAUGUUUCUUAUCCUCACAAUUCAAACACAAAUGUCAGAUGUAGGAUUUUUUAAAUCUGUCUCCUGAGCGUAAUGAUAUAAAGAUACACAAUUAAAAAGCAAAGAAAUUGAGGUGUUAUUUUGUGGGUGUUUUUGGAGGUGGGAUGGGAAUUGCAUUGUUUGUAAGUAAAAGAUAACAAUGUUGAGGAUGUUGAGGAAAAUGUUGAGGAAAAGAUAACAAAGUUGAGGAUGUGUUGUACUGUCAGGCUGUGAUCUAAGCACAAGGGCAGUCGCUUACUUUCAGCUGGCAGCCACUGCCAGAAAGUAGAGCACCGUAAGAAUAAAAGAAGAAAAACCUCAGAGGAUAAGAAACAUUAAAUCAAAUUGACUGUGGCCUAGGAUACAUACUUAGCACAGUGGUUUUGAUACAUUGCACUGGUAUCACAUAUACAUACGCAACUUCAUAAAAAUAAUAGGGAGUUCUUGCACAGAGCUCCCAGAUUUGUUUCACAGGCAGGUCCCAAACCAAUUUCAAAGCCAACCAAAUUCCACAUAGGCUCAAACAUGCAGCCCCAUGCCAUAACGUCACCCUACACAACUGCCACUCAUGCCUUCAUCAGCAUAAUGUGCUAACAACAAAUGAAAACCUUAUCCUGCAUGCUGAGAAAGGGAGAACAAGUGAAAUAGCAAUACUCCCUCAUAAGUCUGCAGGACAAGUCUCCAGGAAGGUCUUCAGGAAGACCCUGCAAAUAAUCAGUCAUUAAUGGCAACAUGAUGAGGGGGUGAUCUGGUUUUGUUCAUUGCUAUGUGAAAUGCUGAACUGCAACAAGCAUGCAGAUGUACCCAUACCUGUACUGUUAUUUUUGACUUGGUUGUGUCAAGAGAUAAUGGCCAUAAGCCUGCUUUCAGUGAAGUCACUAGAACGGAUUUAAGUGGGAACAGGAUGGGGCUCUCUUCCAGAGCUGUAAAAAUUUCUGACUAUGGGUCUGAAUUAAUUAUGAGACAGUGCACAUUGUCUUUUGGCAGAGUGCCUGCUCUGCAGCUCUAGCUUUAAAUGAACAAGCUGUGUUCAAAAAACUGGAAACAGGAAUCAUGGAUAAUGUUUUUUUAGUCUCAGACCACUUUCAAAGCAGAGCUCUUUCUCUUCUAAUGCUGUUUUUUAGGGACCCAUGUAAGUUUAAUCCUCCAGUAUGGUGACAGUCUAACCAAGUUCUGCUUACUGACUUUUGAGUCAGAGAACAACAAUGACUUCUCUAAUUCCUCUUCCCACUCGACAAAUUAAAGUAUGGCUUAUUUUCUUGCUGUUGCAAGCAUUUCUUUGUUUGGCUGGAAGCAUGGAAAUGAAGCAGUUUUUGCCUGCUUCAUGUCUCACCCCAUUAUUACUCAGCCUGUUAGUCCUGAACCAGCUAUUGUCUGGGGUAAAAUAUGAAUCAAAUGGAAUAUGAUUUGAUUUUCAAAGGCCAUGGUAACUGCGGAUCAAUUAUGGCAUUGAAAUUCCAGAAGGAGAGGCAGAGAGAUGAUACAUUUGGCUUUAGUGUGUCAUUUUUUGGCGUCUCUCUAAAAAUCACACAAUCACACAAAUCCACUGCAGUCCUGCUUGUUUUGUAUUUUAAUUCUGCUGCCUCUGUACCCUGCUUCCAACAGUUUCAAAUUCAUGCCGAAGUUUGCAAAGGAGGUAGCCACCUUAAGCACAGGAGCUGCCUUGUUUCUUCUGUGUACACCCUGAGGUAUACACCUUGCUUCUGGAGAUGUUCUUCUCCAGAAGAGUGAAGCUGACUAAAAACUUAGGAACAGAAGUUACAAACAGCACAUUGGGUUCAAAUAAUCCUGUCACAUACUUGAUCCACAGUCCAAUGAAGUUGAAGAAUCCUGCUGAUUUCAGAUGAAUGUUGGUCAGGUCUGCAUCCUGGUGCUGCAAAGUGCUUAAGCACACAGUCAUCUUUAAGCACAGUGAGAUGUUCUUACCCGUGCACUCGCCUGUUACCAAUGUUUGCUGGUGGUUGUCACUGUCUUUAAGGUUUUAUUACAAAAUGGCCCCUGCUUCCAGAGAUGCGUAUGCUUGGCCAUAAGCAUUUGUUCCUAGCUGAGAUGUGGGAAGCAAUAUGAAGCAAUUUUCAGUUGUUGGCUUGGGGGCAGAAGGUAUUACAAAUCCAUUUGCUCAUCUCUGACUUUCAAGACUGGGAGGAGCUAUGUUUGGUAGUUCCCAGCGCUUUUAUGUAUUGCUGUAACUAAAGAAAACAUUUAUAUUUUAAAAAUGCAAUUUUACAGGCUGUUUACCCACAAAACCCAAUACGCUAGAUAUAAAAAGCAACUGUUUCAUGUGCACAGUUUCCAGCUUUACCCGAAGGCUCCUCACUGUGCACUCCGUGUCACAGAUCCAUAAUGCACAAAUGGUUCCUGCAGCGAAGCCAUGCUGACAGCGCCCGUCGGUGCGGCUCCAGAAGAGGGCACGCUGUGGACACUCAGGCAGUACUGCAUAUGCCAGUACUGACUUUGAGAACAAGUCUGUAUUGAAGGCCAAAUUCUGCUCUCAUCUGCCAAAAGGUGCGAGUAAAUGGGAAUGUGUAUGAUCAGGACCAGUACCAUAACUGGGCCCAUUUUGCCUGAGUUGUUUCUGUGUCACGGGCUCUGAGUAACCAGCUGGAUUUUAAUGGAUCUGUCUGCAGGGUUCUCUAAACCAGAGGCAGCCUCUGACCCAGAAGCAUGUCAGUAGAAGACCUUGUUCUGUUUUCUUUGUAAUAUAUUACAGUAACAAGCAAAAGAAAUGAAACUACAAAGUCUUGUUAACAGUUUCACUUCAACCCACAAAAGGAGGUCUGACCUCAGCUUAGCACUGAGGCAGGAAUUUGUAGAUUCAAAUCCUGUUCCUGGCAAAUACCUCAGUUUCUCCAUCUGUACAUUGGGAAAGCAAAUGCCCUCUCUGUGAAGAGGUACUCUGAAGUAUGAGAAGGAUAGGACACUUUGAAACAGAUUUUAAGUAUGAAUAUCAGAAAUGAAGAGAAUGACCCAAAAGCCAUCCCACACCCUGACUGCUGUGCUGCUCUGUUUAAGGCUGUAUGCCACAUUUUGAUUUAUUUUCAGUGCAGUGUGCCAGAGCAUAGGUUGCAGGGCAUACCUGGCAUGAUUUUCUUCCUCUAGUGGGUUUAAGGGAACUUUUUAAACAUAAUGUGAAUGUAGCUUUUUUUUUUUUUUUUUUUUUUUUGUGAUUUUUAUGUACUACAGUUUGAAGUGGUACAAUUUAUUUUAUUUUUAGGACAGAUUAUUUGAUGCUACAACAACAUGCAAAUUGUAUGUGUAGUUUUAAAAUGAACAGAGAACAAUGGCUUUAAGGCACUCUGGCAGAAGUAGUGGCCAGACAGUGGUACAUCCUUGUUCAGUAUGUGCCCCUUUCUCCCAAAAUGUUUUUCCUGUGACUUCCAGACAUACCAACACUUUCUUCCCCACAUAAGGUGUUUCUCCAUGGGACCAGUCAAUGCAUCGUGAUCCAGGUCAGGAGAGGCAAGUGAUGGGUACAGUGAAGGCAGGUGCAAGGUUGUGACUGGUCUCUCACUGGAGCUUGAAUCAUAAAAUCAUUAAGGUUGGAAAAGACCUCCAAGAUCAUCUCGUCCAACCACAAAUGGUUCCCCUUGAAUUCAGAUUUUACAUGGUCCUGGGACACUCGGUUGCAUGUCUAGCCCCACAGUGUUUCUGUUGUGUUCCAGGGACACCCCAUGAAGAACCCUUACAAGAGCUGGGACUGUGCAAGGGACUUCUAGGAGUUUAUACAACCAGCAAUACUAGUGUGAGUGAGCAUUUUGGAUAAGCAGCUACCUGGUACCAGGCCAAAGAUGAUGGGUCUUAGCCUCUGCUGCCUUCCGCUGUGCAGACCCUUGCACAUGUGCAAAAGAAGGUGAUGCUGUAAGAGGGGAUUUGCCAGCAGUCUCCCUUCCUGCUUUGGGAAGGUGGAAAGGACAACAUAUGCUGCAAUGCUAAGAAGGAAGAGGUCUUUUAGACACCUAAACAAUGAACUUCACUGCUUGGUAGGUGUUGUUGCAGAAGAAAGCAUUUUAUUGCUUGUUUGUCUCAUUCCAGCUAGUUGUAUUGAAGGAGUUUGCCUCCUACUCAAAAGUUUCCCAGUCAGAUGUCACCUUGUACCCUACCCAGGUCACAAAUACAGGACUGACUGUAAGGUUGUAGACUCAGGCUGUCGUUGGGUUCAAAGACAUUGAGAAAAAAAAAAAAAAAACUCUCAACAAAGGAUCUGUGUGUAUUUCUGGCUUGUCUGAGUUUCACCCUUCAUGGCCAGCAUUUUGGAGUAAAUGGAGAGCAUUUAAGGUUGAUGUUUUUGCACCUGAUAGUCCUGUACUUGCCUACAAAAAAACAGGUGGAAAUGGAAGCAGCAGAAGGAAGAGCCCAACAAGGUUUUUCCUCCUCUCUCCUAUUGCUGUCCAGUAGGAGCAGAAAGGGUAGUGAGCAUAUGAGCGAGGCAGAAGGACCACCUCGGUGGCAGUGUGGACACACAUCAGUUAGGAUGUGGAUGUGUCACUGAGCUCAUCAGACCACUUCACAGAGACCACUGAACAGCUACAGGAAGUAAUGACUGGCAGUAAAAGAACAGGGCCUGAUGUAGAUACGUAUUCUGGGGCUGGAAGCUUCUCUAGCUUCUUAUUCAUGUUUUGAGAUACUCAGACCCCCUCCUAUCCUACAGAAUUUUCUGAAUUAUUACAAAACUGGGUAGUGCUACAGCAAUUGGCAACAUACACUAUGCUAAAUGUUGUAUUUCCAAGGCUAUAGCUUGGAAUGCAACUCAAUGUAUUUGCUGGAUUCAAAUCACAGGGCUCAUGUGUUACCUUUUUGUUCUUGUUUUUGCUAAUAUUAGCAGCUCAUAUUCCAGUGGCAGAAGUGACUGUAGGAUUCAGUGCCUGAUCAGCAAUAGAGCCAGGUCAUUUAGCAGCAGUUCCAGGUAAACCAGCAGGCAGGCAGUAGAGCUUGUGUCUGCACACACAGUCUGAGCUAUCUGUGGCUGUUUGUUUUGUUCCAUCUACAGUUCUUGCCAAGAUUAAUGCAGUCUUGAUAAGCACGUGGAUAUUAAAGCCUGUAUUGUCCCAGCUGCAGGUGAUGGUAUUCUUUGUAAUUUUUCAUGCAAGCUGAAGGAAAACCACGAUUUGCAAAUUAGUCUGUUUUAUCCCUCAAAGCCCCACAGUUCCCCCUGACUGUUUUUCCACAGUUGUCUAUUCUGCAGACUGGAUUGAGAGAGUUGUACAAUAAUGAAUAAUUUUAUAUUCAAAUGAUUUACUGAGCAUGAUUUGUUUUGUACAUAUUGAAAUAUGAUGUAACUUAUUUUUAUUGCCCCUUUCCAUCUUUUUUUUUUUUUUUUUUUUUUUUUUUUUAAUAAGGAAAAGACAAAAAUCCCCACUGUCUCUCAACGUGAAGUUUCUCUGUGUUUGUUUGUAGUCUGCCAGGAAAACAUGCAACAGCCAUAGGAUUUUUCACCAGUCCCUCCUGCUGAUUUUAUUUUUCAUUCUCAUGUUUUUGUCUAAGGCUUUCCUUAUAUUGCCUCUUCUUUCCUCUGUGCUGUACAGUCUGCACAAGAAAAGGAAAGGGCAAUGUAGGCAGAACUUUCUUUUCUUCCUUUCCCCCAUUCUUGUAUGCUUUACCUACCAGGGAACUCCAUUUUUAUCUGCUGGGAGUUAUGUGGCUGAGGGUAAAAAUACAGUAAGAUGUUUCCCCCACCCACCUUCCAUCCUCCAUAUUGUAGAUCAAACAGAUUCAGCUUCUCCAAAAGUGAUUGUGGCUGGAGUCAUUCCGUUAGGCUGAAUGUGUAUGGUUUGCAUUUUUCUUUUCCACAACAGGAACUUAACAAAAAAUAAAAGACAACUGUUCAAUUUGAGCCAAGUAACACUUAAAGCUUUAUAUAUUUAUUUAUAGCAUCUUACAAAAAAAAAAAAAAAAAAAAAAAAAAAAAAAAUCAUUAAAAUUUUUUUUUCUUUUCCACAAGAAAAAAAAAAAAAAAAAUUAAAAAAAAAAUAAUCUAAUUGCUUUUGUCUAGAUCAAGAAUGAAUGUUAGCAGAUGAAAUAAACCCUAAAACUGAG
Molecule: messenger RNA, 7981 nt
Organism: Oxyura jamaicensis (ruddy duck)
Lineage: Eukaryota; Metazoa; Chordata; Aves; Anseriformes; Anatidae
Gene: HS6ST1
Product: heparan sulfate 6-O-sulfotransferase 1
Exons: 2
Coding region: 415-1641 (408 amino acids)
Cellular component (GO): membrane
Molecular function (GO): heparan sulfate 6-sulfotransferase activity
Source: RefSeq, a predicted model, not a curated record